Misgurnus anguillicaudatus (oriental weatherfish) is the source of this 3742-nucleotide messenger RNA. The record is from RefSeq and is a predicted model, not a curated record. Lineage: Eukaryota; Metazoa; Chordata; Actinopteri; Cypriniformes; Cobitidae.
CUCACUAAAGAAAGAAAGAAAGAGCGCGCGUGUGAUGUGUUUGUGUAUCCUCAGUGUUUUUCUCUCUUGCGUGUUUCAUUGAGUGUAAACAGAGUCUUGUCUCUGUGUAUUUUAGUGUUUAGACGAUGCAGGACACUACAGUGUGUGACAGUAAACAGAGCUUACAGGAGGAUCAAACCUCCACAGAGUCUCUGGAUUCUGUCUGUAACGCUGGAGAACAUCAGCAGAUCCUGCAGACCAAACUGAAGAUGUGUUCAGUUAAACUCAUCGACUGCACAAACCUCAUGAUGAAGAUUAAAACUGAACCCACAGAAAUCAAAACUGAACCCACAGAAAUCAAAACUGAACCCACAGAAAUCAAAACUAAACCCACAGAAAUCAAAACUGAACCCACAGAAGAGGAAGAUCGCACGGAGGAAGAUGAUGACUUUAUUUCAUCAGGUGUGAAGAGUGAUUCAUGUCUGGAUAUAGAAAUAACGUCCUCAACAUCAAAAGAGCGACUGACAGCACAAACUCUUUCCGGCAUCACCUGUGAAAAGACAUUCAGCUCACAGAGACAUUUAGAGAGACAUGAGAGAAAACACACAGAACAGAAACUCUUCACCAGAUCUGAGAUCAGCUUUACUACCUUACAAGAGAAGAAACUUUAUUCAAAAGACCAACAGAGAGAAGAAGCAGAAGAAGAAGAAGAAGAAGAAGCAGUUUCACUGUGAACUGUGUGGGAAGAGUUUUGUCUCUUCCUCUGAUCUAAAUGAUCACAUGAGGACACACAGUGAUGAAAAGCCUUUCAACUGCACUGAAUGUGGAAAAUACUUCACAACCAAACAAUAUCUUAAAGUUCAUCAUAGAGUUCACACAGGAGAAAAACCUUACAAGUGUCCUCACUUUGAGAAGAGAUUUAGCUGUAAAUAUAAUCUGAAGAGACAUGUGCAUUCACACACCAAUGAGAGACCGUAUCAGUGCAGUGAAUGUGACAAAACCUUUAGGGAUUCAGGUUCAUUAAAAUCACACCAGAUUACUCACAUUAAAGAGAAACUCUAUCAGUGUUCACACUGUGAUAAACGUUACGGUCAUAAAUGUCAACUGAUAAUCCAUCAGAGACGUCAUACUGGAGAGAAACCUUACGUCUGCGCUCAAUGUGGAAAGAGCUUCACUAGUUCAUCUAAAUUCAGAGUCCAUCAGAGAGUUCACACUGGAGAGAAACCUUACGUCUGCACUCAAUGUGGAAAGAGCUUUACUAAUUCAACUCAUUUAAGAGUUCAUGAGAGAGUUCAUACUGGAGAGAAACCUCAUCACUGUAGUGUCUGUGGGAAGAGUUUUAGUGUAAAGCAUACAUUAUUAAAGCACAAGAGAAUUCAUACAGGUGAAAAACCUUAUAAAUGCUCUCAGUGUGGCAAGACGUUUACUUGUUCAAGUAGCUUAAAAACCCAUGAAAGAGUUCAUACUGGAGAGAAACCUUAUCACUGUAGUGUCUGUGGGAAGAGUUUUAGUCAAGGGUCUACAUUACUAUAUCACAAGAGAAUUCAUACAGGUGAAAAACCUUUUAAAUGCUCUCAGUGUGACAAGACUUUUUCUCAGUCAGGUCACUUAAAAUCUCAUCAGAGAGUUCAUACUGGAGAAAAACCUUAACACUGUAAUGUUUGUGGGAAGAGUUUAUUAACAGUCAAACUUUGUAACGCACCAGUGAUAUAAUACGGUUAUGACACCAAAAACUUUUAACGUAUAAAGUUUUAAAUAUUGUUAAAAAACCCCGUUAAUAGUAAGAACAAAUAAUCAAGUUAUGAUCAUUAUUGCAGAAAAAUACUUUCUCUUUCUAUUUACUCACUCUCAUGUUGUUACAAACCUGUAUAAAUGUAUUUGUUCUGGUGAACACAAAGUAAGAUAUUUUGAGGAAUGUUUCGAAAUUAAAACAUUUAUGAGCUCCAUUCACUUUCAUAGUUUUUUUAAUAGGGCUCACGAUCAGUUUGAUUAGAAACCGAUCCUCAAAAUAUCUUCCUUUGAACUAAUUGAACGUCUGACCGAACAUCUUAAACUAUCAGCGUCUGCGGCCCACAUGAUGACCUGACAUGAUGUCAGUGCCUUAAAAUUUGCAUUUUAGGUGCCAAGCUGUUAAAAAGUGUAUGUGUCCGGGAGCUAACAAACUGUUCAUAACUACAAUAGUGUUAAUUAAAUAUGAAAAACAACAUGAAUUAACACAUUUAUCAUUUUUAUGAUUUCCUGACUUCUGCUAUAGGCCUUUUCUCUGGGCUGGUAAAUGACAGUUUACAUAAUUAUUCAGUAUUUUGUCAUUCUUUUUAUUCUUUCUAGGAAAGUUAAAGGACCUGUUAUUGCAUUGAUAUCAUCUUGUCCAGAUGCACAGUAUGAUGUGGUAGCACAAUGGAAAUGAAUUGCAAGAGUUUGUAGAGAGGAGUAAAGACUGCUGCUGAGAGGAACACCACUAUUUGAGUUUAGGUUGCGUACUUGACAAGUUUGUCACACUUUCACUGCACGGAUACCAUAUAUUGUAUAACAGGUUUCUUUUUACUUUAUUAUUAUGACAAUCACAGUUGAAUGUGAUGUGGUAAUAAAAAAGGAAGAAUGCCAUUGUACAGGUAUCUUUACAGAUGAAAAUAAGGCUUUAUACUUCAACUGCACGUUUCAUUUUCAUAUUCAAGAGAGAAUAGUUUAUCAGAAAAUGAAAAUUAACCAUGGUUUUACUACAACAACAAAAAACAUGGUUACUGUAGUAAUACUUUAAAAAUCAUAGUUAAACCUUGACUAGUGUAGUAAAAUCAUGGUUUUGCUGAUAGUAAUCACUACACAAAAAACAUGGUUACUACACUUUUACCAUAAUAAAACCCUUGUUAAUAAAGGGAGGUACCAUAAUUUGUUUUAGUAAUUGUUCACUAAAUUCCGUUGCAGUUCAAUCGUCUCCUGUAGGCAGUGUUUGAAUCAACAGUGAAUAUCUACAUAUAUUUUAAUAUUUUGUGCAGAUCAUUACACUGUUUAUCUUAUAUCGUGUACACUCUCACACGCUGUACAACCUACUGACACACCAGAAACAACAGAGCCGUAAAUCUGCCUCCAGAUCUGCAGCCUCCUCAUACUCACUUGUAAUGCAGUGAGCGUCUUCUGUCUCCAGUACAGCAGGAGGCGCUGCAGCUCUUUAGUCCGCAAAUAAACUCACUAAAGAAAGAAAGAAAGAAAGAGCGCGUGUGAUGUGUUUGUGUAUCCUCAGUGUUUUUCUCUCUUGCGUGUUUCAUUGAGUGUAAACAGAGUCUUGUUUCUGUGCAUUUAAGUGUUAAGACGUUGAUGAUGAGUGGGUUGUAAAUCAGUAUGAACUGAUCUGUCCAUGCUGGAUAUAUUGAUGAUUUCAUCACAGAAAUCUCAGCUGAAGAAAGAGGUGGCGUUCCUGGAGACAAAGCUGAGGUCAAGAGGAGAUUUAGCAAUGAAUCGUGAGGAUGUGGAUUGUUGUGAAUCUUCAGUGUAUGUGACUGAUGAUGGGAGUCUGGAUUCAGUGUGGAUGAGCAGAGAUCAGAGCCGCACACCACAGACACUGCUGGACUCUAAACUCUCUGAAGAGAAAUCCAGACACACACAAGACUCCGAUCUCAGUCUGACUUUACUCUGUGGAGGUUUGAUCCUCCUGUAAUCUCUGUUUACUGUCACACACUGUAGUGUCUUGAGUGUCUGUGGGCUUUGACUCAUUAUAACAUAGUCUCUGGAUUCUGUCUGUAACGCUGGAGAACAGCAGCAGAUCCUG